AUGCACCAGCUGAAGGAGCAGUUGGAGGAAAGGACUCGCAUCCUGCAGGCAAAUAUCAAGACACAACAGGAGGAGCUGCAUCACAUUAAAGAACAGUUGCAGUUUGUGCAUGACUCCAAUCUCCAGAUGUUGCUUCAGCAGCCCAAUUCACUUGGGUUUAAUGCACUGGAUCAUCAAGAUCAAGGACAGAAGCAACAACAGCUACCAGGGAACGUCAUGCAAAGCCCUUGCCUAUCCAGCAAACAGAUGCAAGCUCUUGUGGACUCUGAAUUACAUGGCCAGCAAUUGUCUUCUUCUCAACAUGUCCUCAGGGAACCAAAUCAAAAUCACGUCGAGUUUUGUUGUCAUUUGUCAAGAGGAUCAUUAGAUCCCAGGGAACUUCCUAUGUAUGAAUAUGUAAAAUUUAUAGGAAGCUUUAGAUUUCACAAUAUCGUGCCUAUGGCUUCUUGCAAUGGCUUUGAAUCAGCCAUAUCAAGGUCAUUUCGAUCUGCAGCAAAAGAGCAAGUCUGCCUUGUGGCUACUGUGCGUCUUGUCAUACCACAAUUUUUAAAGGAACUGUGCAAUGUUGAGGAAUCAUGUGAAGAAUUUACAUCACGGCAUAGUUUAGAGUGGAAGUUCCUAUUCCUGGACCACAGGGCCCCUCCUAUUAUAGGUUACUUACCAUUCGAAGUGCUAGGAACUUCUGGCUAUGAUUACUACCACGUUGAUGAUCUGGAGCUUCUAGCAAGAUGCCAUGAACACUUGAUGCAGUUUGGGAAGGGCAAGUCUUGUUACUACCGCUUUUUGACCAAAGGACAGCGAUGGAUUUGGCUCCAGACUCAUUACUACAUCACCUAUCACCAGUGGAAUUCCAAGCCGGAGUUUAUUGUCUGCACGCACACAGUGGUGAGCUAUGUGGAAGUCAGAUCAGAAAGACGAAGGGAACAGGGCCUUGAGGAAUCUUCCCCUGAAAUCCUGCCCCCAACAGCCCUGAAGACUCAAAACUGCAGGCAAUGUGACAGUGCCCAGGAUAUAUAUAUUGAGAGACUGAGUGGCAGUCGACCAUGUUCAGUAUCAUCUCCAAGUUCACACAAGUCCUCUCACACCGCACUUUCAGACACUCCAUCAACACAAUCCAAAGUACACACAGAAGCAAGUACACCUUCCAGACAAUCAGUAAAUACAAGUUUACAGGACAAGUCAGCUCAGAGACCACAGCAAGUCGGUGCUCAGGUUCAGCAGCAGUUCAUGAAAGGAGAUCAACUGCAACAAGCCAGCUUGCAAAUCCACUCACAUACCAAUCGGAUCACACCACUCUUUAGUAACCCCACGAUGUUUGCCCAGACUCCAACAGUACCCUGCCCUAUUCCACUGCCAUCUGACGUUAGUCAGAGCCACUCAUCUCCAGAAUAUGGACAUGACCGACAAUUAAGAUUAUUUUUGAAUCAACCCAUUCAUCCCAUAAUGCCAAACAGCAGUGAAACAGAACAGCUAUCCCAGAAUAAUACAACGAGACAACAGGCCAAAUUUAUCCAAGAUCAGCAGAUGCUGACGGCACUAGCAAUGCAACCAACCAGCUGUAGCGCAGUCAUCGUCCCUUCUCCUAGUUCCGUGGCCAUCCAGCAUCCAAAUUUCUCCUCACACCAGCAAGCCUCUAUUCCACAGCGACACAGCCAUCAUUCCAUGCAGCUUCAGCAGCGACAUCAAUAUCUUCAGCAAGUGCCACCGAGUGGAAUGAUGCAAGGUGACCAGUCGCAACCUCUUUUCCUGGGAUCAGCACCACAGGUGAACAUGGGCUACCUCUCACAACACCAAACCCAUGGGACGCAAAGCAACACCAGUGGCCUCUCGGAAUUGCACAACAUUCAGUUGCCGCGGUAACCAAGGUCAAUCACAGAGGCAGACGAUGCAAGGCUGCAAAUUGGACGUACCUCCGUGGUGUAUUUGUGGGUAAAGGGCAAAUGCUCACCUGGUAGCUCAUCCAUGCCCGAGAGAAAUGGGUGCCAGGAAUGAAGGGCA
Molecule: messenger RNA, 1998 nt
Organism: Rhincodon typus (whale shark)
Lineage: Eukaryota; Metazoa; Chordata; Chondrichthyes; Orectolobiformes; Rhincodontidae
Product: neuronal PAS domain-containing protein 2-like
Exons: 14
Coding region: 1-1860 (619 amino acids)
Biological process (GO): regulation of transcription by RNA polymerase II; circadian regulation of gene expression
Cellular component (GO): CLOCK-BMAL transcription complex
Molecular function (GO): DNA-binding transcription factor activity, RNA polymerase II-specific; RNA polymerase II cis-regulatory region sequence-specific DNA binding
Source: RefSeq, a predicted model, not a curated record